AUGCGGAUCUUUCUUUUUGUUUCAUAUAUUAUUGUUGUUGCUUCUCAUUUAAUUACAGCUCAAGGAGUCGCUGUAUUUAAUAUUUUGGAUGAUGGUGCUAUUGGUGAUGGUACUACCGAUAAUACUCAAUCUAUUAGACAUACAUUAAUUCGAGCUGCUGAUUACAAUUUACCAAGUAUUGUGCUCGUACCAGCUGGUGAUUUUUUAACAGGUUCAUUACAAAUUCCAUCGAAUGUGUCUCUACAUUUAGCUUCUAAUGCUAUUUUACGUGCAUCUGAUAAUGCUAGUCUAUAUUCAUGUGUUCCAAGUAUAACAACUGAUACAGGUCCAUGUGAUUAUCCAUUUUUACUUGUUGAUCAUGCACAUAAUGUUUACCUUGAAGGUGAAGGUCGAAUUGAUGGUGGUGCAAAUAGUCCACCAGGUCAUCUCGUACGUGAUUAUAAAGAAUCAUCAAAUAUGCUUAUUCCAAUUGAAUGGAAUUUACCAAAUUGUUCUGGUUAUAGUUGUCGACCGAAAUUACUUGUUGUACGAAAUAGUUCCUCAGUAAAUUUAAUUAAUAUUACAAUAACAAAUUCUCCUCUAUGGACAAUUACUAUUGUUGAAAGUGAUCAUAUUCUUUUUGAUAAUGUAACAAUAAUGGGUGAUCGUCGUUGGCCAAAUAAUGAUGGUAUUGAUCUAAUUAAUUCUCGACAUGUUAUUAUUCGUAAUUCAAAUAUAAUAGCUGGCGAUGAUUGUAUUGCAAUUAUAUCACAUGGACCAUCAUCCAUGUUUAAUAUUACUGUUGAAAAUAUGAAUUUACAAAGUACAUCAGCUGGAAUUAAAGUUAGUGCAUAUGAUAGAAAUUCUACUGGUAAUAUGUAUGAUAUGAUAUUUCGAAAUGUACGUAUAACAGAUACAAAUCGUGGUUUAUGUGUUGCACCACGUUGGGGAUCAAAUAUAAUAUCAAAUCUUUUAUUCGAACAUAUGAAUAUUGAAACACGUUUUUUUGGUUUGGAUUGGUGGGGUUCAGCUGAACCGAUAUAUGUUACUGGUCUUUCAACAAAUGCUGAUCAAUUAUGGACAGGAAUGUUAAAAAAUAUUACGUUUAGAAAUAUAAUUGCAAAAGGUGAACAAGGUUUUAUUGUUCGAGGAAAUACAAGUAUAUUAGAAAAUAUUCAUUUUGAAAAUAUAUCACUGACAAUUGCACGAUGGAGUAAUGUAACUGAACAUCCAGCACAUGAUUAUCGGCCAUCACAAGAACCACAAAUGGCUUGGGCAAAAGUUGAUGGAAUUUUUGCUAUGGAUAUUGAUAAAUUUUAUCUUCAAGAUAUUAAUAUUGAUUAUCAACAACCUAGACAAUCUUAUUAUGGACAAUGUUUAAAUUUAAGUAAUAUUACACAAAUGGUGCAAAAUAAUAUUCAAUGUCAAAAUAUAGAUUAUUUCAUAUCCGGUCAAAAUAGUAUUGAAAAAUUACAUAUGAUAUAUUUAUUUAUAAGCUUGGCCUUUUUUUACUAUUUUAUUUUAUAA
Molecule: messenger RNA, 1506 nt
Organism: Adineta steineri
Lineage: Eukaryota; Metazoa; Rotifera; Eurotatoria; Adinetida; Adinetidae
Source: the annotation of a GenBank genome assembly